Messenger RNA from Dioscorea cayenensis subsp. rotundata (Guinea yam), 1795 nucleotides. RefSeq names its product cytoplasmic tRNA 2-thiolation protein 2. The transcript has 8 exons. Gene Ontology annotation, cellular component: cytosol. Gene Ontology annotation, biological process: tRNA wobble position uridine thiolation. Gene Ontology annotation, molecular function: tRNA binding; sulfurtransferase activity. NCBI's taxonomy places the organism in Eukaryota, Viridiplantae, Streptophyta, Magnoliopsida, Dioscoreales, Dioscoreaceae. Bases 194 to 1564 code for a protein of 456 amino acids. The record is from RefSeq and is a predicted model, not a curated record.
CUUCCUCUUCCCGGCGUCGCCACAUCGCGCCCCCCUCUCUCUCUCUCUCGGCGGUCUACUCUUUGCGCCUCACUUUGGCGGUGCCGCCUCCCUCCUCGUUUUAGAGUCAUCACCGUCGCCGUCACCGUCUCCGGCUCAUCUUUCUCGUUCGCUAGGUUGCCUCGCUACCCAUCGGCAAGCAAAAAACGAAGCCAUGUCCUCCUGUGGAACCACGUGCCAAUCCCACUGCUCUGGUUCCGACGGCGCCCAGGAUUUCAAUGAGAGCUCCAUCCCUAUCCAAAACAUCUCCAUUGCCGCGGAGCCGCCAACCAGCAACGGGCUUCCGGCUCCUUGCAGCAAGUGCGGGGCGGAAGAACGAUUCUACAGCAGCAUGUGCGCAGUCUGCUUCCGCGGGCACGUAUUCGGGAAGUUCAAGCUCGCCGUCACUAAUAACGCUAUGAUAUCCCCUUCCGACAAUCUCCUCGUCGCUUUCUCCGGCGGCCAUGCCUCGAGGGUAGCUUUGCAAUUCAUCCAUGAAAUGCAACGCAAAGCAUUCACUAGCUGGGUUGCUAGUAAAUCUCAAGCUCUUCCAGUAUUUGGUGUUGGUGUUGCUUUUGUUGAUGAACGUGUGGCAUCUAAUCAACCAUCUUGUGAAGUUGAUAAAGCAAUAGAAGAAAUAAAGUUGAUAGUUUCUGAUCUGGCACCUGUACAAAAAGAGUUGCAUAUUUUACCCAUUGAGAGUAUUUGUUCUCUAGGUUCCAAUGAUGGGAAGAGCAAGCUGAAUGGUUUGCUUGAAACCAUUACUGAUACUACUGGGAGAGAAGAUUUUUUGCACUAUUUGCGCUUGCUUUCCUUACAAAAGAUAGCUUUGGAACGUGGAUACAACAAGCUUGUCCUUGGAUCAUGCACAUCGGCAAUAGCACGGCAUAUAAUAUCUGCAACCGUAAAGGGUCGAGGUUAUUCUUUACCUGCUGACUUCCAGUACAUUGAUGUAAGAUGGGAAAUUCCAGUGGUGCUUCCUCUUCGAGAUUGCCUUGCACAGGAGCUCAGCAUGGUCUGUCAUCUUGAUGGUUUGAAGACGCAGAAGCUGCUUGACAGACCUUGUGUGGGUAUUAAUGCUUUGGUCUCAUCAUUUGUUACACAGUUGCAGGAUGAGAAUCCUUCUCGUGAGAGCACAAUUUUAAGAACAGCAGAAAAGCUCAAGCCUUUUCAUUUCAAUAAAUUUAGCAAGAAUGGUUAUCAUGAUUUCCUACCCUCACGUUUGCGAAGCAAGUUCCAAAAUGUCAAGGAUGAUAGCUCCACCAAAGAAGUUCUCUGUCCAAUCUGUGGAAGUCCUUUAGAUAAAUCAGAUUUGCAGAAUUUGAAAAAAAUUCAGGAAAAUUAUCAAGAAUCCAUUGAUUAUUUUAUUUCUCAAUGUUGUCAAAGCUGCCAUUUUCAGAUCCUUCCCAAGAAUGAAGUACCUCUGGUGCAGUUUUAUGCACUAUUACCCCAACCGUUUACUCAAAGAGUAAAUAUCAAUUCCUUACGAGACCAAAUAAAAGAUUGUCUUAUCUCAGAUGAUGAUGAUCUUGAUGAUAAUUCUUGAGCCCAGUUUGCACAGAUUGUUAUGCUGUAAUCUGGGAGUUUUGGAACAAAAUCAUGCUUCCAGCUGCUAUUCAUGGCAAUUAGGAUGUUUAAUAAAAAAGCUUGAAUCUGCGGAAGAUUGAUUUAUGUGGCCACACUUAUAUUUAUGGAAAUAAUGUAUACCCGGCAAUAACAUCAGAAUCUGUAAAUGUUUAUUAAGAUCUUAUAAGUCAUAGUUUAUAUUAUUGGUAAA